UGUCCCGGUUCCAGACCGGACCUCGGUGAUCGCUCUGACGUCACAGGCGUCGGUAUAAAAACCGCUUUCAUCCGCCGCCGUCGGAACUUUUCAGGUCCGGAGCCGCGCGCGCCGCCCCGCCCCCUCCCGCAGCUGCAGCUCGCGCGCACACAGCCUGUCCAGAACAUGAAGCCGCUCCUGCUCCUCCUGCUCCUCUCCUCCGUCCUCCUCUCCGCGGGCAGACCGCUCCACCUCCCCGCCGGCGCGUUACAGGAGGCGGAGGUGCUGCGGUUCCUCCUCUACCUGCUCCCCCCCGCGGGGGACAGCGGGGAGGAGGCGCUGAGGAGCGCCGCGCGCCUCCUGAAGCGCAGCGAGGAGCCGCCGCUCUCCAUAGACCUGACCUUCCACAUGCUGCGGAACAUGAUCCGGAUGGCCAAGACGCAGCGCCAGCGCGCGCGCGCUCAGCUCAACCGCAAACUGCUGGACGAGGUGGGGAAGUGAGGCUCCGCCCACAAGACCCUCCGCGGCAUCCGAAGCUCCUCCAGACCUUUGCUGGUAGUUUCUGUUCGUGCGCUCGCGUCUCCAAAUCAUUUUUACGCACACGGUGCCAUUUUACGCAUCACGAUAACCGCCGGGGAAAAGCGAGUUUGGUGUUAAUUAAACACAAAAACGAUGGAAACCGUGCAAACGGAGACGGCAGACCCCACCCCCAACUUCCCCCACCACCCUGGACCGGAAGCUUCACCAUCAAAGACCCGCGCGUAAAUAUUCAGACCUGUCCGAUUUCAUGCGUAAAUGUCGCUGAAGAAGUUCUGAGGAUGUUCAGAUCAUCAAUUACAGAGGAACCCGAACCUUCAGACUCCGUCCAGCUCCGGUUCACUCCAGAAAGUUAAACGUUCCAGUUUCUGACCAAACCAUGACGCAUCAGACAAAUCCUGCGGUUUAAAUGUGAUCAAAUAAAACAGAAAAAUGUCACAAAGUGAAGAAUUUCUGCAUUUUUAGAACAAUAAUUUCCCCUUCAUGACUGAAACUUUCACAUCUGAAAGAUCAAAGAAGCUUUUGUCAUUUCUACUUUGUAAUAAAAAUAUGAACUUCUGGUCUUUACUAUUGUGCUGAAUGUAUGACUGGAUUAUCACUGAUUAUAAUCUGUAUUCAUCCGGAUUAUUUUCAAAUUAAAACUAACUUGAUAUUUUUAAAUCUCUGCAAAGAAAAUAAAGUUUCUGCUUUUGAUCUUCCAGCUGCAGAAAACA
Molecule: messenger RNA, 1229 nt
Organism: Oryzias melastigma (Indian medaka)
Lineage: Eukaryota; Metazoa; Chordata; Actinopteri; Beloniformes; Adrianichthyidae
Gene: ucn1
Product: urotensin 1
Exons: 2
Coding region: 166-480 (104 amino acids)
Cellular component (GO): extracellular region
Molecular function (GO): hormone activity
Source: RefSeq, a predicted model, not a curated record